UAAACGUUUUAAUAUUUCAUUUUUACAAGGAAAUAAAUAAAUAAUUUUCAGACUUCAGUUUUUCUAGUUUUAUAAACUAUUGAUUUUCAAUAAAAUGGAAGAUUUAAACACGGUACCUAAAGAUGAGUGUCGAGAAAUAAAUGAACCGAGUUUAGAAACGAAGCCCGGAUUAUUAGUAAUUAACUCCUAUUUAAAUCAAAUCAAUCCAGAUUUAAAGGACGUUCGAUCUGAAAUUAGAGAAGUUGUUGGCAAACAAAAAUUGCUUAUAGAUGCUAUGCUUAAGGAAAAUGAAGAACUUUCUAAUUUAUUAAAUGAAUCAGAAGUUCAAAAUAUGUUCUCAUCUAUUAAACAUUGUCAUGGACAGCUAGUUGAAUUAAAAAAAAAACUCAUGUUUUUACACAAGAAAACUAUGACAUUAGAAAAAAGGGCUAAUGUUUUACGUGUUGCCAAGCAAAGAGAAGCAUUACAAAGAGAACAUCAAAAAGAAUCAAUGUUGGUACGGGAACAAGAACUUAUAUCAAAACAAACAUAGAAUUGUCCACCUUAAAAGUACAGGGACAAUUUAUAGUGAAUUGAGUAUUCAUUAUUUACUUAUUAUGUUUAUUAUAAUUAAAAUGUAUUAAAUUUCUGUAUUUUAUUUUAAGUUGCAAAAAAUUAAACACAUAGUAUAGUUGUUAAAUGUUUAAGAUUUAUUAAACAUUUGCUAAUAUAAUAUAAUAUUAUUAUAUUUACUAAAUGUAUUGUUUAUGUUUAAAAACAUAAAAUAUAUUGUAAUAUAAUCAAUUAUUUUUGAAUGCAUAUAUAGAAUAACAAAAAGAGCUAUUCAAAUGUGAUAAACCAACUAUGUUGUAAUUUUUGUUCUUUAUUAUUUAUUUUUAUUUAUCUUAUGACAAGCUUGGAUCCCCUUUAAUUUUAAUUCAAUAUUUAAAAAAUAUUUAUAUGGUAUAAUUAUAAAUAACUAUAAAAAUGAUAUUAAUUUGAAUAGUUAGUUCUCUAUGUAAAUGAAGUAAACUUUGUAUAUUAUAUAAUUUACAUAUUUUAACAAAUUAUCUAAAUUUUAUGUUAUUGACAUUUGACCUAUGUUAUUUCUUACGUUACUGUACUCUAUUUUAUGUUUAAAUAAAUUGUCUUGCAUAUAUGUUUUUAAUAAGCU
Messenger RNA from Rhopalosiphum padi (bird cherry-oat aphid), 1153 nucleotides. RefSeq names its product biogenesis of lysosome-related organelles complex 1 subunit 6 (gene Pldn). Bases 95 to 532 code for a protein of 145 amino acids. Lineage: Eukaryota; Metazoa; Arthropoda; Insecta; Hemiptera; Aphididae. The transcript has 5 exons. The record is from RefSeq and is a predicted model, not a curated record. Gene Ontology annotation, cellular component: transport vesicle; extrinsic component of membrane; BLOC-1 complex. Gene Ontology annotation, biological process: intracellular transport.